Molecule: messenger RNA, 1440 nt
Organism: Fusarium oxysporum Fo47
Lineage: Eukaryota; Fungi; Ascomycota; Sordariomycetes; Hypocreales; Nectriaceae
Product: Alpha/Beta hydrolase protein
Exons: 5
Coding region: 1-1440 (479 amino acids)
Source: RefSeq, a predicted model, not a curated record
AUGAAGUCUCUCACCUCAUUCGUAGCAGUUGCUCUAGCUGCGUGCACCGUCACUGAUGCUCGUGGACUGCACUAUCAAUCCGAAGCUCCACUGAAUAUCAAGACAACCAGUGGUCAUCUCUCAGGCUUCAUCAACAACACAGCACCCGAUGUUCGCCAAUUCCUCGGUGUUGCCUACGCUGAACCUCCUCUCAAGUCCCUUCGCUUCCAACCUCCCAAGCGAAAGCACAGCUCAGAGCACGUAUCAGCCAAGAAGUACGCGCCGUCAUGCAAGCAAAUCAUCAGCAAGAACCCAACAGUAUACACUCAGCACAUGACUCAGUUUCUUAUCAAUGGCGGCGAUUCUGAGGAUUGCUUGUAUCUCAAUGUCUACGCCCCAUUGAAGCCAACUGCAAAGAAGCUGCCAGUCUUUAUCUACAUUCCGGGCGGUGGUUUUACAGGUGGUGGUGCGGACUCGCUUUACAAGAUCCCCGACAAGUGGAUUCAGAAGACUCAGUCUCACAUCGUUGUCACCAUGAACUACCGCGUCAAUCUCUUUGGCUUUCCCAACGCAGAAGCUGCUCAACAAAACGUCGGCCUUCUUGACCAGCGCAUGGUUGUUGAGUGGACACGCGACAACAUCGCAGCCUUCGGUGGUGAUCCUCAGAAGAUGACCCUCUGGGGCCAGUCUGCUGGUGCUGGCUCAGUUGGGAUGUACGGAUAUGCUUAUCCCAAGGACCUCAUCGUCAAGGGUUUGAUAUCUGAUUCUGGUGCCCCGGCUAUGCUGGCCAAGGUUUAUGGUAACCACUCCAGCUUCGAUACCCUUGCCGAUAAGGUUGGCUGCAGGGGUUUAGAGGGCAAGAAGCAACUGACCUGCGUGCAAAAGGUUGAUGCUUCAAAGUUGCAGAAGGUUUACUCUGAGACACCGACUAUCUCGUUCACUCCUGUUGGAGACAACAUCACUGCGUUCUCUAACACAACCGACCGACUUGCAAGAGGUUUGGUCACCAGAGUGCCAUGGAUCUUUGGUAAUAAUGCCAACGAAGGUGCCGGUUUUGGUACAUACGACCCUAAUGGCGUAACACCAGCCCAGACUGCUAUUGGACUACAGGCUAUCGUAUGUCCAGUUGCUGCUGAGGUCAAAUAUUAUUACACCGGAAACUUCUCCAACAUUACCCCUCUGCCUUGGAUCGGCGCGACUCAUAGCGCUGAGCUUCCCGUUCUGUUCGGAACACAUUACGAGUAUCGCGGUAAUUCCACCGAGUACGAAUGGGAGGUUGCCGAGGGCAUGCAAAGCCUUUGGCUCUCUUUCGCAAACAACCCCAAGAAGAACCCUCAAGCUGGAAAGGUUACUUGGCCUUUGUACAAGCCAAAUGAGAAGAAGAUGGCUGUUUUUGCAGAGGCUGGAAAGAAGUGGUUCCAGUUGGGCAAGGGGUCUCUGACUGAGACCCAAUGCAAGUAG